UUAUUUGUUUUUGGAGGGAUUUGUGGAGAAGGGGAAGUGGUGCAGGCAUUUCCGCCUGUGGACGAGCUAUGCAGGCCAGACUGGCUGGUCACCUGCCUCUUGUGAUGUGGAGUAAGCUCACCAUCCACUUCUUAUUGUUUUCAGAGGUAUUGUGUGUGGCAGUAAAAGACAUUCGUUUACUAUCCGACAGCAAUAAGACGGAAUAUGCACUGCACGGGGAGGGCGCAACUCUAACUUGUGACUAUGUUAUCGAGGGAGAAGCGGAGAAGGUGACGUCCGUCAGAUGGAACAAAAACGGUCGCGACGUGUAUGUUUGGAAAUGGAACCAACCACCGACUGCCUACGGAGUAUUCGAGGGUCGAGUGGACUUAAACAACAACUCACCCGGAACAAUUUACAUCACUAAAGUACAUAUGGAGAUGGAGGGGGAAUAUACCUGUAAAGUGCAGACAAACAUUAAAUCUGCAGAAUACGAUUUCUACUUUACUGUUAUUGUUGAUUCGUGUAAAGAGAACGACUGGGAAACUCACACGGAUAUGAUAACGUGCACGGAGCGAGUAUCCAUGAAAUGUCGUGGAAUGUUUCCUAAACCAUCGCCCGCCUGUGGAAUAUAUAAUGAACUGACCGGAAGUUACUUGAUCAGCUUGACAUUCGAUAGGGUUAUGGUUUCCGAUAACGGAACAUACGACAUCACUUUUUCCAAAUGGUUCAACGUUCGCGAUUGGUUGAAUUACACAGAUAUAUCUUUCCGUUGUUAUGUCAUAGUUCUAGGAACUAAAUGGAGAAACGGAAUACGUCACAAAUUAUUUGGCGAUCCGGGAUGUCUGUCGUAUCCUCCGGUGAUCGAAAAUGGUUACUUCAACAUAUCCGAAGAAACUAGUUGUUGGGGGAUGCCUAGAGAAGGGGCCACCACCACUUAUCAUUGCCUGAAUGGCUUCAAUCUGAUCGGAAACCCAGUUCUAAAAUGCAGAAACGGAACGUGGUCGACGGAAACGACAGCUUCUGAAUGGAAGAAACCGCAAUGCAGUAACGGAGGAGCAUCUUUUCCGACCUCGAAUGUCUUAACCGUGGUAUUUGCUGUGAUAAUUCUGGUUCUACUGACGUAACAUCACCGAUAAAAAUCCGACAAGACAAGUACAGGCGGCUCACACGUCACAGUUUGAAGUGCCGACGUCAUAGAGGGUCGUGUGAUCGUAAUUCCGGUUUUGCAGGAAGAAAUCGUAAUCGGUCGAUAAAGGACCCACAACAGAUGUUUUAUUCGACGUUAAACGAUUCAGGAAUUAAAAUAAGAUUUUCUUUGAUUUGAUUAACAAAAAAUUGAAAAAUGUCAUUGUUUAUUGACUAGGAAUGAGUAAAAUCUAUGAUGAUUAUUAUUAUAUUUGUUUAUAAUUAAUAUAUAUAUAUAUAUAUAUAUUUAUAGUAAAUAUUUGGGUUUAUAUGCAAAGGUGAAGUUUAUCGAUCAUGAGGAUUAUUAUUAAUUUAAAUAUCAUAAAAUAGUUUAAAGCAAAUAGCAGACUUUUUCUAUUGUUUGUGUAUAUUGUAAAUAAAUCAUGUAAAAAUGUAUAUUGAAUGUAAAAAUGCAAAAAAAUAUAUAUAUAUAAUAUAAUGUAUGCAUAAUAUAUAAAAUGUUACUUUCUAUUCUAAAUAGUUUUUGGGAAAUUUCUUUUUAAUUUUUUGAAAUUAGAAUUCAAUUUACAUUCCAAAUUGUGUCAUAUAUUUGCCUUCCAUCGUUUUAUCAACAAUUUCUGGUUUUGUGAAGCGAUCCUGUCACGAUAUACUCUGGUUCUACGUUUCCUACAAUUUCCUGUCUGUGAAAGUAAUGAAAAUGGGAACAAAUGACAAUAUUUAACUGCCCGAAAGCACGUGAUUGAAAAGUUUUCAAUUAUUUAUAAAACUUUGUUGGAGUUAGACAAUCCUCACUUCGGUGAUGAAAAAUGAAAUAAAAUUUUAUUUUAAAAACUUGUUGUUUAUUUAUUUCUCUUUCUCAAAGUUAUUUGUUUUUUGACUGUCAUAU
Centruroides sculpturatus (bark scorpion) is the source of this 2014-nucleotide messenger RNA. RefSeq lists its product as uncharacterized. The coding region runs from base 69 to 1106 and encodes 345 amino acids. Lineage: Eukaryota; Metazoa; Arthropoda; Arachnida; Scorpiones; Buthidae. The transcript is spliced from 5 exons. The record is from RefSeq and is a predicted model, not a curated record.